Molecule: messenger RNA, 1458 nt
Organism: Archocentrus centrarchus (flier cichlid)
Lineage: Eukaryota; Metazoa; Chordata; Actinopteri; Cichliformes; Cichlidae
Product: Ig heavy chain Mem5-like
Exons: 10
Coding region: 1-1296 (431 amino acids)
Source: RefSeq, a predicted model, not a curated record
AUGAUGGACUGCAGGACGGGACUGCUGCUCUUAACUAUCUGCUGGGCAGGUGUUGACGGUCAGACUCUGACUGAGUCUAAACCUGUGAUUAAAAGGCCGGGAGAAUCCCACAGACUGACCUGUACAGCCUCAGGAUUCACAUUCAGUGACUACGAGAUGGGCUGGGUCAGACAGGCUCCUGGAAAAGGGCUGGAGUGGGUUGCACACAUUUAUACUGAUGGUAGCGGCUCUUUCUACUCUCAGUCAGUCCAAGGCUGGUUUACCAUCUCCAGAGACAACAGCAGACAGCAGGUGUAUCUGCAGAUGAACAGCCAGAAGACUGAAGACUCUGCUGUUUAUUAUUGCAGAAGGUGGUGUGACAACGCUUUUGACUACUGGGGGAAAGGCACAAUGGUCACUGUCACAUCAGACUCUUCAAGUCGACCCACUGUGUUUCCUCUGAUACCGUGUGGCUCUGAGAGCAGAGAGACGGUCACUGUUGGCUGCCUUGCCACCGGCUUUAACCCUUCUUCGGUGACUUUCUCAUGGACCAAAGGUGGCACUGCCUUGACCGAUUUCAUUCAGUACCCCGCAGUGCAGAAGGGCAACGUUUAUACUGGAGUCAGUCAAGUCCAAGUGAGGAGACAGGACUGGGGCGCAGGACAGAAUGUCCAAUGUGCUGUGACUCACGCAGCUGGGAAUGCACAGGCUUCUAUCAAUAACCCACCACCACCAACACCACCAUCUACACCCAAACCCACCACAAUUCCAGUUACAACUCCUGUUUCAACAGGACCAACUCCACCAAAAACCCCCAAAACUACAGUCCGGGAUGCAGAGACAACGAUGAGACUUCACUUGCUCUCAGAACAGCAGAUUCUCAGCCUUACAGACGAAGUCACUCUGGUGUGUCUGGUGACCAGUAGUGUGAAAAAGGAGUUCAAAUUUGAAUGGUCAGAAAUACAUGGAAAGAAGCAUAGCUCAUCCACUGAAGGCGUCGACUUCCCAGCAAAGCAGACCAAAAAUGACAAAAAAUGGCGAUCUAUGAGUCUUUACACCAUGACUAAGAAAGACUGGGAAAGUAAUCCGAAGAGACUGUUCAUUUGCAGCGUCCCGUCUGAAGGUCUUACAAAACAAACGUCUCGGGUCGAGGAAAAUUCCAUUGAAUAUAAUGUUUGUGAUCUGAGAGGCACAGAUGACAUCAAUGAAGAGGAUUUUAGCAGCCUGUGGUCCACAGCCUCCUCCUUCAUAUUCCUCUUCAUGUUCUCUCUCUUCUAUAGCAUAAUAAUCAGCCUGGUUAAGAUGAAGAAACCAUAAAGAACGGGAUGAAUCAGGGCAUCAUUUCCAAUCUGUUUUUAAAAUCUAUUUUUCAAUCUAUUUUUAUGUAUAUACAUCAUUUAUUUGUUAUAAUACCUGCCUGUCACGUAUAAGUACCAAAUCAACAAAUUUGUAAACUGUGGAAAAUAAAUAAAAAAAAUA